AUUACCUGAGAGGAAGAAGACGAACGCCGGGGGGACAGAAUGGACGUCGCAUCAAUCUGCCUCGUGCUUUCAGCGACACUGACCGUCCAGCUCGACAGAUCCCAGUUCCACCGCUACGACUCCAUCAAGCUGAGCUGUGCAGUGCCGCCGAGCUCUGGUGUCUGGAAAUUGAGGAGAAACUCCUCCAAUCUGAUUUCCGAGCCAUGCAACAGUAGCUGGGGUGAGGUACAUGACCCCCCCUCCUGCACCAUUCAGGAAGCAUAUUCAUUUGACAGUGGCGUGUACUGGUGUGAGUCUGACCGGGGGGAGUGCAGUAACGCCAUCAACCUCACCGUUACCGACGGCAAAGUGAUCCUGAAGAGUUCGGCUCUUCCUGUGACGGAGGCGGAGGAGUUGGUGCUUCUCUGUCUCUACAAGGAGGACGAGGACGGCACGGCCACUUCUAACUUCUCUGCCAACUUCUACAAGGACGGCGCCGUCAUUGGGACGCGUGCCUCAGGAGAGAUGACCUUCCCGUCGGUGUCCAAGUCCGAUGAAGGACUCUACAUGUGUGAACACCCCACGGGAGGAAGGUCGCCGCAGAGCUGGUUCGCUGUGAGCACCAAAGUCAGAGCUCAGCCCCUUCCUCCUUCUCCUCCUCCUCCUCCUCCUCUCAUGUCUCCACCCAGGCUGGUGUUUACCAUCCUGCUGAUCGUCCUUUACACCGCGAUGCUCAUAGUGGCUGUGAAGGUUUACACAAUGUGGGCUAAAGCUCGAGCUGAAGCAAAAAGAGCUUCUGAGCGUCUGUCCCUCGGUUGAUCAGACCUAUUUGCUGCUGAUGAAGAAGAAAACAUCA
Messenger RNA from Limanda limanda (common dab), 835 nucleotides. RefSeq lists its product as uncharacterized. NCBI's taxonomy places the organism in Eukaryota, Metazoa, Chordata, Actinopteri, Pleuronectiformes, Pleuronectidae. Gene Ontology annotation, molecular function: transmembrane signaling receptor activity. The transcript is spliced from 5 exons. The record is from RefSeq and is a predicted model, not a curated record. Gene Ontology annotation, biological process: cell surface receptor signaling pathway. Bases 40 to 798 code for a protein of 252 amino acids.